Messenger RNA from Dreissena polymorpha, 6149 nucleotides. Its product is annotated as bifunctional glutamate/proline--tRNA ligase-like. Lineage: Eukaryota; Metazoa; Mollusca; Bivalvia; Myida; Dreissenidae. The record is from RefSeq and is a predicted model, not a curated record. Gene Ontology annotation, cellular component: aminoacyl-tRNA synthetase multienzyme complex; cytoplasm. Gene Ontology annotation, biological process: translation; glutamyl-tRNA aminoacylation; prolyl-tRNA aminoacylation. Gene Ontology annotation, molecular function: glutamate-tRNA ligase activity; proline-tRNA ligase activity; ATP binding.
UUCAGCGCUUUCAAAAAUUUAUUGAUCGUGAAAACUGCUAUCCACCUCGCCGGGUGACGAAAUAUUCUCGCAAUUCGUCGAGUUUUUUCGAUGGCAUCUCUGACAAUAAGCAAAGAAAAGCCGGCUAUUGCCGCUGUGUUGUGCGCUCUGAAGUUGAAGGCCCUGGGCAAGAACGUACCAUGGCAGCUCGGAAAGAUGAAUGACCUUUCCUUGGAGGGGGCAAGUACUUUCAACAGCACAGCCUCGAUACUUCGCUAUCUGGGUCGGGCUUUUCCUGAAGCUUGUCUUCUUGGAGAGACAGUUUUAGAGAAAACUGAGGUUGAUCACUGGCUGUGUUUUGCCUGGGGCCGCCUGGCUUGCAGUACAGACUUUCAAGCAGCUGUGAAGUACCUUGACUCGGUGCUUGAACCUGUCACCUACCUGGUUGGGGGCCGACUGUCCGCCGCUGACCUGGCAGUGUGGGAGAACCUCUACUUGAGCAGUACCUGGCAGACCCUACUGGAGAAGGGCCAGGCCCCCGUGAACGUGCACCGUUACUACAAGUUCCUGCUCGCCCAGCCAGAGUUUCAGGAGACCGUGGACAUGUUUCCCUGUGCCCAGCCCCGGGCCACACCAGAGAGGAAACAAGCUGACUCUGGGGUGAAGAAGGAUGUGGGCAAGUUUGUGGAGCUGCCAGGGGCAGAGAUGGGCAAGGUCGUGGUGAGAUUCCCGCCUGAGGCCAGCGGGUUCCUGCACAUCGGCCACGCCAAGGCUGCCCUACUCAAUCAGUACUACCAGGAGGCAUUCAAAGGUGAACUGAUUAUGAGGUUUGAUGAUACCAACCCCGCCAAGGAGAACGAAGAGUUUGAGAAGGUGAUUUUGAAGGACGUUGAGAUGUUGGGUAUAAAGUACGACCGGUUCACGCACACGUCCGACCACUUUGACCGCCUCAUAGACCUGUGUGAGCGCAUGAUCAGGGAGGGCAAGGCAUACGUGGACGACACUGAGCCUGAACUCAUGAAGAAACAGAGGGAGGAACGGGUCAACUCCAAGAAUAGGGAUAAUAGUGUAGACAAGAACCUUGCCCUGUGGUCGGAGAUGAAGGCUGGGUCGGCCGCUGGACAGAGGUGCUGCGUGCGGGCCAAGAUCAGCAUGGCGCUGGACAAUGGCUGCAUGCGGGACCCAACUAUGUACCGGUGUAAGGUGGAGACCCAUCUGCACACAGGCAACAAGUACAAGACAUACCCUACAUAUGACUUUGCGUGCCCGAUAGUGGACAGCAUAGAGGGAGUAACCCACGCGUUGAGGACCACAGAGUACAAUGACCGCAAUGACCAGUACUACUGGUUCCUUGAUGCUCUAGGCAUGCGUAAGCCGUACAUCUACUCGUACAGUCGACUCAAUCUGCAGAACACCGUGCUGUCCAAGAGGAAACUUACCUGGUUUGUGGACCAGGGCCUUGUGGAUGGAUGGGAUGACCCCCGGUUCCCCACAGUACGGGGUGUGUUACGUCGUGGCAUGACUGUCGAGGGACUGAAGCAGUUCAUUGUGGCACAGGGAUCCUCCAAGUCUGUCAACAUGAUGGAGUGGGACAAAAUAUGGGCCGUAAACAAAAAGGUGAUAGACCCUGUGGUUCCCCGCUAUACAGCCCUACUGAAGAGUGAACUCGUGCUGGUGAAUGUGAAGGGAGCAGCAGACGGCUUCAAGGAGGUCCCCAAACACCCAAAGAAUGAAGCGGCGGGGAUGAAGAAAGUCUACCUGUCAGGUCGCCUGUACAUAGACGGUGCAGAUGCCAGCUUGCUGUCAGUCGGGGAGAUUGUCACGUUCAUCAACUGGGGCAACCUCAAGAUUACCAAGAUCAACAAAUCUGGUAACACCAUUACCUCCAUGGAUGCAGAUCUGAACCUGGAAAACACUGACUACAAGAAGACCCAGAAGAUCACAUGGUUGGCAGACACCAGUGCCGCUGAGUUUACCCCCACUGUGUGUGUCCACUAUGAGCACAUCAUCAGUAAGGCCAUCGUGGGCAAGGAUGAAGACUUUAAGGAGUUCAUCAACAGGGAGUCCAAGGCUGAGUACGAGAUGCUUGGAGACCCCUAUUUGGCUACCCUGAAGCAAGGGGACAUAAUCCAGCUACAGAGACGUGGCUACUACAUCUGCGAUCAGCCAUACCUUCCUGUCAGUCGGUACACAGGGAAGGCCAGCCCGUGCGUGCUGAUACUGGUGCCCGACGGACACACCAAGGAGAUGCCAACGUCGGGAUCCAAACAUAAAGAAGAGCCCAGCAAGGUUAGCAGGGAACCACAGAAGGAAGAGUCCAGCAAGAAGGAGAGAGCCCAGAGUCAGAAGGGCAAGGCAGCAGAGAAGUCUCCCCAGGAUGAGGUGGCCCGGCCUCUUGACACGCCCCCUGCCAAGCCCCCUUCUUCCACCCCCAGCCCCUCCCAGCUGUACGGUCAGGUGACAGAGCAGGGGGACAGGGUGAGGGACCUAAAGGCUGCCAAGGCUGAUAAGGCAGAGAUAGAUGCUGCAGUGAAGCUUCUGCUCUCAUUGAAAGCUGAGUACAAGACUGCUACAGGUCAGGACUGGAAACCAGGUCAGGCACCUGUAUCCAUAGCAACCAGCUCUGCAGGGUCUGCUGGUGACCUUGACAGCAAGAUCACUGCCCAGGGGGAAGCAGUCAGGGUGCUCAAGGCAAAUAAGGCAUCAAAGGCAGAGAUAGACGCUGCAGUGAAGGUUUUGCUAUCAUUGAAAGCUGAGUACAAGACUGCUACAGGUCAGGACUGGAAACCAGGUCAGGUUCCUGUAUCCAUAGCAACCAACUCUGUAACCACGGUAACCAGCUCUGCAGGGUCUGCUGGUGACCUUGACAGCAAGGUCACUGCCCAGGGGGAGGCAGUCAGGGUGCUCAAGGCCAAUAAGGCAUCAAAGGGAGAGAUAGAUGCUGCAGUGAAGCUUCUGCUCUCAUUGAAAGCUGAGUACAAGACUGCUACAGGUCAGGACUGGAAACCAGGUCAGGCACCUGUAUCCAUAGCAACCAUCUCUGUUACCACGGCAACCAGCUCUGUAACCACCAUAACCAGCGCUGCAGGGUCAGCUGGUGACCUUGACAGCAAGAUCACCGCCCAGGGGGAAAAAGUUAGGAUCCUCAAGAGCAAUAAAGCACCCAAGACAGAGAUUGACGCUGAAGUGAAGAAGCUUCUGGACCUAAAAGCGCAGUACAAGGCAGCCACAGGGCAGGAGUGGAAACCAGGUCAGGGCGGAGCGAGUCCACAGAAGGCGGGGCCUAAAUCAGCCCAGGAGGCAGGGCCAGUGUCUACGGAGGUGGGACCAGGCAUGGCGGCGACCCCUGCAGCGCUGGCCUUGAAGGAGAAGAUUGACGCCCAGGGACUCAAGGUCCGGGAUCUAAAGACGGCCAAAGCUGCCAAGGAUGAGGUAGACAAGGAGGUGGCCACUCUCCUGGCCCUGAAGGAGGAGUACAAGAAGCUGACUGGAGAGGAUCUGGCAGGAGGAGGUAAGCGCGACAACAAGGCCAAGGGGGACAAACCUGUCAAGGAAAAGGGAGACAAACCUGGAAAGGAAAAUAAACCACAGGGAAAGAAGCAGGAGAAGGCAGGAGAUGUGGAUAACAAGGAAACAGAGGAAGGGGGCGUUAAGAAACAGACAAGAUUGUGCCUGGAGGCCCGUAAGGAGGAGCAGCUCUCUGACUGGUACUCCCAGGUGAUCACCAAGUCCGAGAUGAUUGAGUACUACGACGUAAGCGGCUGCUACAUCCUGCGACCCUGGUCCUACAGCAUCUGGGAAGAGAUCAAGACCUUCUUUGACGGAGAGAUCAAGAAGCUCGGAGUAGAGAACUCGUACUUCCCGAUGUUUGUCUCGCACUCGGCUCUCGAGAAAGAGAAGACACACAUUGAAGAUUUUGCGCCUGAGGUUGCCUGGGUAACCAGAUCUGGCAAGUCUGAGCUGGCUGAGCCGAUAGCGAUCCGCCCCACCAGUGAGACGGUGAUGUACCCGGCGUUUGCCAAGUGGAUCAAGUCUCACAGAGAUCUGCCCUUGAAACUCAAUCAGUGGUGCAACGUUGUGCGUUGGGAGUUCAAGCACCCUCAGCCGUUCCUGCGUACCCGAGAGUUCCUGUGGCAGGAGGGUCACACAGCCUGGUCCGACCACAAGGAAGCCUGCGAUGAGGUGUACGCAAUACUGGAGCUUUAUGCCCGUGUGUAUGAGGAACUGCUGGCCAUCCCCGUGGUGAGAGGCCGCAAGACUGAGAAGGAGAAGUUUGCAGGGGACUUCACCACCACCGUGGAGGUGUACAUAUCAGCCAGUGGCAGGGCUAUACAGGGAGCCACGUCCCACCACCUGGGCCAGAACUUCUCCAAGAUGUUUGAGAUAGUGUUUGAGGACCCGGACACCCACGAGAAGAAGUACGUGUACCAGAACAGCUGGGGCCUCACCACCCGCACCCUGGGGGUCAUGUGUAUGGUGCACGGGGACAAUCAGGGGCUUGUGCUGCCACCUAGGGUCGCCUGUCAGCAGGUGGUGAUAGUGCCGUGUGGUAUCACAGCCUCUCUGUCAGAAGAGGAUGCCAGCAAGCUGAUGUCAGCCUGCGAGGCACUCAAGUCUACGCUGGAACAGGGAGGGGUUAGAGUGAAGGCAGAUCUCCGUGACAACUACUCCCCGGGCUGGAAGUUCAACCACUGGGAACUCAAGGGAGUUCCGCUGCGUGUAGAGCUGGGGCCCAGGGACAUCAAGCAGAACCAGAUCGUUAUCGUGCGACGAGACACAGGCGAAAAACUCACUAUCAAGAACGACGGCAUAGUGAAACAAGUUAAAGAUCUACUGGACCAGGUCCAGGCGGACAUGUUCAAAAGAGCGAAGGCUGACCUGGACAGAUACAUGACUGUGUCCCAUGGCUGGGACGAGUUGUGCAGUGGGCUGGAGGAGAAGAAGCUGAUCCAAGCCCCAUUCUGUGGAGACAUCCCUUGUGAGGAACGCAUCAAGAAGGACAGUGCUAGGGACGUGGUGGUGGAAGAGGGUGCCCCAGCCAUGGGAGCCAAGGGGCUGUGUAUCCCCUUCCAGCAGCCCAGGGAGCUGGCCCCGGGCACCAAGUGCAUCCACCCGGACUGUGGCAAGCCUGCGCAGUACUACACCCUGUUUGGCCGCAGCUACUAGAUACCCAACACACAGAGGGCGCAAUCUACUAAGUGCACCAUCCAAAUGUUGUGAAACUUUCAUUAAAGCCAUGUAGUUCUACAGUCUAUAUAGAUACUUAAUAUUUCACCCAAAUGAUAUUGACUUUCUAAUAGAAAAAGAAGAAGUUUUGUUCCGGUGAUUGUACAUCAUUAAAGAGUUUUUUCUACUGCGGUUUUAUUUAACAAUUGUGGAAUGUUACUAUGACAGAUAUUUAUCAUGUGUUUUGCUUGCAGUUUUCAUUUUUGUUUACGGCAAUAUCUCUUAAUCAGAAUAAAAUGUGGUUUUUUCUCUGUUCCAUAAUUAUGUAACCAAAGUUAUCAGCCCACAUAAGUAUUUCAUGUUCAAUCAUUGUUCUUUGUAUGUUUGUCUGUUAUGUUUUCAUUUGUAUACAUGUUUGUUUGAGACUGAAUGUGAAAGAGUUUUUACUUUAUUUUUAGUGCAAUGGAUAGAUUAAUCAUGAUGCAGAUUUAUUUUUAAACAAUCUUGCCAAGGUGUAUGGUUGAAUCUUGUGAAAUUUUGGGAUUUGUAGAUAUUUUGAAAUUAAAGUGCUUCUGACCUUAAAUCAGUUGAUUUUUUCGGUAAGGUUACAAAUUUAUUUAUUUUUACAAUUUCUUGUUCAACAUUUUGCUAAUGAUAUGUAGGAUUGAUACCAAUUGCAUAAAAAAAAGCAAAGAUCUGCUCAAAGAGUUUGUUUUGUGUAAUAAUUUGAUUAUCUCUGUCGGUAUGUCAUGUUUAUUAUAACUUAAAAGAAAACAAGACCAUCAUAAUGUGUUUGAACUGUUCUCCAAAUGUAUGUUAGAAAUAAUAUUUGUUAGGGGCUUGCUGUGUUAUUAAUUCUUCUUUAUUAUUUUAUAAUAGAUAUUGGUGGGGUAAAAGUACACAUGUAGAUUUGUAGGAAUUACUUGAUUGCUCUCCCAUCAAAUGGCUUUAUUUAUUUGAUUGCAUUAUUAGCAUUAUUUGCUAAAAUAAAACUUGACUUCUUA